Theileria annulata is the source of this 1536-nucleotide messenger RNA. RefSeq lists its product as uncharacterized. Gene Ontology annotation, biological process: regulation of mitotic cell cycle; regulation of cyclin-dependent protein serine/threonine kinase activity. Gene Ontology annotation, cellular component: endomembrane system. Lineage: Eukaryota; Apicomplexa; Aconoidasida; Piroplasmida; Theileriidae. The record is from RefSeq and is a predicted model, not a curated record. The transcript is spliced from 6 exons. Bases 1 to 1536 code for a protein of 511 amino acids.
AUGCUUAUGUAUCGUGAUUGGAACCAUUUUUUUAAUAACACCGUCAAACGUAAAGAAUCACAUUUUAAAGUAGAAAUCGCAUAUAACCAUUUGCUUAACUGGGCUUGCGCCAGAGGUAGUCUUCCUAACGACUACGCACUGAAACUGCUGAAUGUCGAAGAGUACUGUAAGGCGAAUUUCCUAGAAAACAACACCGUACCAGAUCAAAUUAAACAUAUUUUCCAUAAAACAAAUGACGAGUAUACGGAAUGGUAUGAUUCACUGAACCAAGCAUUCGAAUUACUCAAAAAUAGUGAUGAAGGUAAAAAGGUGAAUUUUAUUGGACAGUACACUUACGAGCCGUUACAAAAGUUGAAUAAAGUGUUGAAAAAUUUCAAAAAACAUAACUUGCACAUUGUAUCGUAUUAUCAAUUAUUGCACAAAUAUGUCACUUAUUACGUUCCAUAUUUGAAGAAAAACAUUACAAGAACCACAUCAGAGUUGAAUGAUAUUAAAGUGAAAGAAGUGGAAUCUACGAAGAAAAUUAAGAGUUUGAGUACGGAAUUGAAGGUAAAGUUGAAUAAAUACGGGUUAGAGGUGACGAAUUAUCCGUUCAAAGAUGAAUUCCAGACAGUUUUGUUCUUUGAUUUACAGGAGAAAAUUGUUGACGAAUCGGUGAAAUAUAUGCGAGAAACUUAUGAAAAUGCAGUUGAGAUUCUGAAAGAGCUUCACGAGCCUUUAGUGACACUUUUGGAAUCAUUUGUAAGAUUCCAAAAAAUGGAAGAAAAAUACUCCGUAACAGAGUCUACAAAGUUCUUAAAUCACGCCUCAAAACAAGGUCUUGAACCUUUUCAAAACGCCUCAAAUCUUCAUGAAUCCAUACAAUCUCACAACAACAGUAUCUCUACCCAAACACUCCAAAUACACACAGCUACUCCAAUAUUACCCAAAUACUCCAAUAUUACACAUAAUGUGAAUAUUGGAGACGAAGUGAUAGUGAUUGAGGAAGGUGUGAAACUCGAUCCAGAGGUUAAAUCUCUACUCUUUGACUCAUUUUUGGGUAAUAAUAUGUGUCGAAAGUUCCUUUUAAGUGAUUUAUACGAGUUGUUAAUUUUCGUAUCACUGCGUGAAGACGAGCUUAAAAGAGCCUCAUCCAUGCCCAGUUAUAACCUGUUGGACAAUUCUGAUCAACCAGACCACACUUUAGGUAUAUCUUUGAGGGAUUACGAACAGUACAAAGAGAAGUUGAAUCUUGUAAUUGAACUUCUCAGUGGCCCAAAGACUGUCAAUGUCCAGAAUCUGCUCAAAAAUCAACAGAAGUUAUCAGAAAAAGUUUAUUCUGAAAUGAGUCUCUGGACUCAGGCGCUCAUUGAAUUAACCAAACAAGAUUCUUACCAGUACCAAAUCAAGUCACUGGAAUUAAACCUAAAAACACUCAAAUCAGACCUCGAAAACGUCAGGAAAAACGUUUUAAAUAUUAAAAAUAAACUAGAACAGGAAACUUCCUCCAUAUCUAAACUUCAAGUUCACAUCUUUGGUGAAAUUGAUCAAAUCUAA